GUAUAUUCCGCGCUCAGGCAUCCGCCGUAACACAACAAACCAAACACGAACGCCCGCCGCAGCGCAGAUUCAAAUUAUUUCUCUCCUAAAUAACCUGACAGGCCGACAUAUUGUGCAUUGCACCGUCUAACUAUACCUACGUAAAUAUACGCCAUCUCUUACCGCGCCAUUCACCGCCGCCGUCAGCGCCGUUUAGUAAUACAAAAAUAUCUAUAGAUACAAGUAUAUUCGCUCGACUUGAACGGACUUAGAUAAAUAGCAGAGAUCAGCGCCAGCAUCGUUCAAACACUUCGUCAUCGUCAAGUUCUAGAGAUAGAUAUUUUACGGCAUAGAUCAAGCAUCGUUUUGCUCUCGAGAUUUCUUCAGUCGCAAGUUGGAAAUCGCCUCGAUCGGUUUUGUAACGCCUUUGAUCGCCAUCCCUAUAAAAGAUCGCAGUUUUUAUUUUUUACAACUUCAACAUCGCUCCGUUCACUCAGCAAACGAUUCAUCACUUCUCACAAACGGGAACAGAAAUGCACAUUCAUCCAAGUUCACCCAAUUCAUCGCCAAGUGAGGAAAACGCAGCCAUCAAAAUCCAAGCCGGUUUCAGAGGAUAUCGCGUCCGCAAACAACUUCGCCGUCAAAGACCAUCCAACGGAUAUUAUCGAGCCAUUCAAAAUAUGACCACCAAUAACGGUAACGCGGCCCAUUUGCGCGAUGAACGCAGCAGCGGAAGUGAGGGUUCAUCCGUUGAAGACAAAUGUGCAACCAAAAUCCAAGCCAACGUUCGAGGAUUUCUCGUACGAAAGAAGCAAAAAAUGGCAACUGACGCCGCUACCAAAAUCCAGGCAAGCUUUCGAGGAUUCAAGGCACGCAAGGAAGCCCAAAAGCUGCGACAGAAAUAGAAAAUACAAACGGCAUUUCGUUCUAAAUUAAGUAUGGCUUCUUUAUGGAAGUCAAUUGUUGCAAGGUAUGGAAGUUUGUGCAGUGCGAGUGAACAAAAUAAAUUAUAGGCAGUGAUUAAAAACUAACAUAGAUAAACUAUAAUUAACAUAUGAUUAAGUGUUAAAUCAAACAAACAACAAACAAAAUGUAAGAUGUUAAACAAAAUUAAGUAUUUUUAAAUUAUAUAGAUCUUCUGAUAUUGAAAAGCUGUUAAUCGCAAGGUGCUAAGUUUUAUUUUAUUUGUUUAUAAAUACAUCAACAAUUUAUGCAAAACGCGAUGAUUUCAAUUAAAGUUAAUUUUUGUUUUGUCAUAUUAAAGAAAAGAUAAGUAAAUAAUUGAAGACGGUUAUGGUAAAAACAAACAAAAGAAUGAACAAAUAUUCCUUUAGAUUUAAAAUUAAAUUAUAAGCAAAAGUAAAACAAAAACAAGUGUAAUACAAUAUUAUCUUAGAAUUUAAGAAUAAUUAAAUAUAGAAAAAUGUUAAAAAA
Molecule: messenger RNA, 1413 nt
Organism: Eupeodes corollae
Lineage: Eukaryota; Metazoa; Arthropoda; Insecta; Diptera; Syrphidae
Product: abnormal spindle-like microcephaly-associated protein homolog
Exons: 1
Coding region: 513-884 (123 amino acids)
Molecular function (GO): calmodulin binding
Source: RefSeq, a predicted model, not a curated record